AUGCACGCGGAGAGAAUCGAAUGUGCCCAGGCAGCCGUGACUGCAGGCAAGGCUGCUGUAGAGGUCGGAACAGCCACAACCAAGAGCCUGAUGCCCAUAACAAGGAGAUUCGUGUUUAAUGAAACUGCCGAUGCAAGAGAGGUCGUCAGCAUCUACACCGAUAGCGACAUGUCUGGCGCCGUUCAUGAUGAGACCAAGGAGACUCGCAUCGCCCUCGCCUCCGCAUCUGAGAAAUAG
Penicillium samsonianum is the source of this 237-nucleotide messenger RNA. RefSeq lists its product as uncharacterized. Bases 1 to 237 code for a protein of 78 amino acids. Lineage: Eukaryota; Fungi; Ascomycota; Eurotiomycetes; Eurotiales; Aspergillaceae. The record is from RefSeq and is a predicted model, not a curated record. The transcript is spliced from 2 exons.